CAUGAAGUACCCUUAUCGACUCGGGUAGCCAUCAUCACCGCGCUGGAAAACCUGGAAAAACGUAUUUUGACAGCUCUUCAAAUUCAGAAUAAUAAUGAAUAGAUUUUAAAUGUAGAAUACAUUUGAAAUGUCAGAAAUAUUUUUAUCAAUUGUCUGUAUUCACUGCGAUGUUAUUUCUUUUAAUUUGUUUAAGUUCAUAAGCAAUUGAAUUCUCUUAAAGAUGGCCAUCCUGUAGUAGUCAGCUGAGAGGUCAUUGGAUCCAAUAUGGUUCCAGAAUCUUUGUGUUUGUUAGGUUAGUUAGAAGUGUCAAACUGAAUAACGCAAAAAUCUCUUUUCUCUACCGCAAUGGAAGAUUUGAAUGUUCCAAAUACCACUCAGGGAGGCACUUCGCCAAAAUCUGUGACAUAUAGUGUGUCUUUUUGCGACAACAUACCUACGGGAAAGAGCGAUUCUUCGAGACUUCUGGAUGGAGACGACGGAGUGGGAGUGGUUGAUGUUUCGGAAGUGCCUGCUUUAGUUGUGGGAUCUAAUUCACGGAGAGAACGCAGCGAGUGUAUAAAUGUGCCUGGAAGAAAUAAUGUGACACAAGAAUUAUAUUCUGCAAGUGUUCCUGAAGUUUCUACUAAUGACAAUUUCAGACAGGCGCAGGGCUAUGGCAGCCUGCCGUUCCCGUCGUCGGUGCCCGGGGACGGGCUGUCGCCGCCGAAGCGUGUCAUCUACUGCGUGCAUGGGAAUCUCACGGGCUGCUGCAUGGUGGCGGACGGCGAGCUGCUGGAGAAGGGCGGCGGCGGCGGUGGAGGUGGAGGCACCAUCCUGCCCGCCGGCGAAGACAAGGAGCCGCCCACAGUUAUCAGUGGAGAACAUUGCCACAGGAUCAGAGACGAAAAGGUUGACCAGCGUGCUCGAAGAAAACUAAUACUUGCCAGCGUAUUGUGUGUUUUAUUCAUGGUUGGAGAAAUAAUAGUUAUUAUUAUUAUUAUUAUUAUUAUUGUUGUAGCAACUGAUCGCAGCAACUUGAUCACACAACAGGUUUUGCCAGUUUCAUGAUUUCUCAUCUUUCUCACUUUGGGUAGCACACCUACCCGACGUAUGAGCUUUGGUUGGUACAGAGCAGAAGUUAUUGGAGCCCUUACAUCUGUCCUCAUGAUAUGGGUUGUGACAGGUGUAUUGGUCUAUCUUGCUAUUGAAAGAAUCGUGGAAAAAGAUUUUGAUAUAGAUGCUCGAAUAAUGCUUAUUACUUCAGCUCUUGGUGUUUUAGUUAACCUUGUCAUGGGUCUUACAUUACAUCAGCAUGGGCAUGGCCAUAGCCAUAGCCAUGGAGAAAAUUCGUCUAGUCAUUCAGAGUCUGCUGUUGAAUCAGCACACCAUCAUAGUGAUUCUCAAAAUAUAAAUGUUCGAGCAGCAUUUAUUCAUGUUGUGGGUGAUUUCAUUCAGAGUUUUGGAGUAUUUGUUGCUGCCUUGAUAAUAUAUUUUCAGCCUACAUGGAUAAUUGUUGAUCCAAUUUGCACCUUCUUAUUCUCAAUCCUGGUGAUCUUUACAACUUUUGCCAUCAUCAAAGACACCCUUGUUGUUCUUAUGGAAGGCAUUCCUAAAGGUAUAGAUUUUGCGGCUGUCAUGAAUACAUUCCUACAAAUUGAUGGAGUUAUAAAAGUUCAUAAUUUAAGAAUAUGGGCUUUGAGUCUUGACAAAACAGCCUUAGCUGCUCACCUGGCUAUUCGCCCUGGUGUCAGUCCACAGGAAGUACUUACUCUAGCGUCUCGAAAUAUUCAUGAUAGAUUCAAUUUUUUUGAAAUGACUCUUCAAAUAGAAGAAUUUGACCAAAACAUGGAAGACUGCACUCAAUGUAAAUGUCCUGAAAGCUAGUAAUAGUUGUUUGUUUUUUUAUUUCAGAAAUCUGAAGAUUCAAUUUUUUAUUGUGCUCAUUUAUGAGUACCCUAUAUAUGUAAAUAAACUCUAUUAAUAAGAAAAGAGAUGAAAUAGCUUUACAGGCACCUUGUAAAUACUGAGCUUUUAGUUUACUUGCCACCAUAACAUAGGGACUCAAGUACCUGUAUGUGAUCUUUUGUAAGUAAGUAGUUCAGAGUGGUGAAUCCUUUAUAUAUUUUGGUAAAAUGCAACCCUUUUUUCAUUGUAAAGUAAUCUAAAGUAAUAAGUAGAAAAGCAGUGCCUUAAUUUAAAAUUUUCUUGUGUAGUUGUAUAGUUGAAGUUGAUUUCUUUUUCUUAUAAUAAAAUAAAUGUGUAUCUUGAAAUAUGAUUAACCUAUUUUAUUUUAAAGCUGUAGUAUUCAUCAAUAAUUGUAGGAUAUAAAGUAAAUGGAAGAAGGAUAUAUAUCGUGGUGAUAUCUUUUAUAUUGUAAAAUUCAUUUUAAGAGAAAGAGAAGUUUUACAUUUCCUGAUAACCCUUCACAUUUGUGACUGACAAAUAUGAAAUAGAAUGUAUAAAUGAUUAUAUGCAAAUUUGUGAUAUCUUACUAUUCAUAAAUUAUCUUCAUUUGUAAAAUAUGCGUUGUAAUACUUUGGAAAUUUUGUAAUUUCAAAAUACAAACGAUCAUAUUCACAGGAAAAGUCCAUUUCAUUCUUAGGAUCCAUUAAAUUGGAAUCUUAAAACUUAAAUCACUUAUUUUGUAGUUAUAUCCUGAGAAUUGCAUUUCCAUACAACUGUAUACUGAAAUGUGAUUUCUAAUUUUUCUCCAAUAUUAUUAUGUAUACAAAUGCACAAGUGUACAUAGAGAUAGAGAGUACAUUCUUGUACACAUUGGUAUGCACAUCUUAAAAAAAGGAAAGGGAUCAACUACAUUUCUGUGCCCUGUUUUUCGUUAAACAUUUUUAUUUGCAUGUGACAUAUUUAAUCUAUAUAUAUGGCAUAGUAAAUAAAUAAAACAAACUACAAGGAGAUCAAAGUUG
This is a messenger RNA of Gryllus bimaculatus (two-spotted cricket), 2903 nucleotides long. The record is from the annotation of a GenBank genome assembly. Lineage: Eukaryota; Metazoa; Arthropoda; Insecta; Orthoptera; Gryllidae.